Molecule: messenger RNA, 2062 nt
Organism: Periconia digitata
Lineage: Eukaryota; Fungi; Ascomycota; Dothideomycetes; Pleosporales; Periconiaceae
Source: the annotation of a GenBank genome assembly
CAUGGGCAAUAUAUAUAUUGACAUUUCUCCCUACGAUCAAUACUCACGCACAAUCUUCUGCUUUACACUAGUAAUCAAUUCACACUCUUUCAACAGCUUUCGUUACUCCAUUUUCAAUCUCCAGAGGCAGUUAAACCCUCCUCGCGCAAUGAAACACUCUCUCAUUGCUGGCAUACUAGCGAUCAGCGGUAUCGCUAGUGCCUCUAAUUCAACCGACCCCGACGAAUAUGACUAUAUUAUCAUCGGAUCUGGUCCAGGUGGUGGUCCAUUAGCUGCUGGUCUAGCACAGCUAGGCGCCUCCGUCCUUCUUAUGGAAGCUGGAGGGGAUCAUUCGGACGAUGUCGCCCAAAGGCUCGCAGCGCGGCUACAAUUCGCUGGAGAAAAUGCCCCGCAUUCGUGGCAAUUCUUUGUGGAGCAUUACCAAAACGAGACCCAGGCUCGACGUGACUCCAAAUAUACCUACCAAUUCAGCAAUGGCUCUUACUACUCUGGAAUCGAUCCACCGGAGGGUGCUAAGCCCCACGGCGUCUUGUACCCCAGAGGUGCCACACUUGGUGGUAGCGCUCAGGUGAAUGCGAUGAACGGCCAAUGGGCUCCAGAUAACGAAUGGGAUUACAUCGCCAAUCUCACUGGGGACUGUACCUGGGGCCAUGAGUCGAUGCGAAACUAUCUUGUCAAGUUGGAAAAUGCUACGUACGUUCCUCAGGGUACGCCGGGUCACGGGCACGACGGUUUUCUCCAGCUCCUCCAAGCUAGCACUUUUGCGGAGUUGGAAUUUCCCAACCUUGCCAGCUUCUACUCGAAUAUGGUUCUCGAGGUCGAAGGCAGCCGUCCAAACGGAACGGAAGAACUUAGGGAACGCUUGGUACGGGACAUCAACAGGAUUGACAACGACCGAAACAACCCAUCUGCAUACACGCCUCCACUUGCGGCAAAUCCUACUACCGUAUCCCGGAGUGGCAUCGCUGAGUACGUGAACCGUGUCGUUGAGCAGGGCUACCCCCUCACGCUUAGUCUUCAUUCUCUUGCCAAGAGGAUUAUCUUCGAGGAGUGCCCAGAGAGCGGAGAGCCAAGAGCUGUAGGUGUGGAGUAUCUAGAAGGUGAAGGUCUAUACUCAGCCGAUAACCGAUAUGAUCCCCAGCAACAGGGCAUUGAAAAGAGUGUUCGCGCGAGAAAAGAAGUCAUCGUUUCCGGUGGCACAUUCAAUACCCCUCAGAUCCUCAAAUUGAGUGGUAUUGGACCCGCGGAAGAGUUGAAAGAAUUCGACAUCCCUGUUGUCGUCGAUCUCCCCGCUGUUGGCAACUUUAUGCAAGAUAAUUACGAAUCCGGAGUCCACAUUCGGGCUGAAGAACCAUGGAUCGUCCCGCACCCCCCCACACCAUCAUCACCGAAUUGUACACGUACUUAUGAUGAUUCCGACCCAUGCUUCGUUCUAUGGGAGCGCAAUGCUACCGGUCCCUACACCCAACAAAUCGGUGCCGGGUACACAGGUCGUAGCAGCGUUUCAUGGGAUGCCGAUGGCGACCUUGUCUUCCUCUGUCAACCCGGUCGCCAAAGCACAGGUUUCUUCCCCGGUUAUUCAAAUGGCACACAAAACCCAUUCUUUUUCUCCACCGCGGUGAUCAAAAUGCAGACGGCGAACCCAGCCGGCACAGUCAAGUUGCAGUCAAAGGAUCCCCGUAUAGCACCUGCUAUCAACUUUAACUUCUUCGAGCACAAUGCCGAGACUGACCUACAGGCCUUGUCUGAAUCUGUGGACAUGCUGUUGCGCUCGUUCGACGGAACAGGCGUACCAUACGAAGUCCGUGAACCUAAGCCAGGCAUGCCCGUGGAGCAGUCCAUCAUGGAUGAAGCCUUUAGUCAUCAUGCCACGUCGAGCUGCCGGAUGGGAGCUGAUAAUGCGACUGACACUUGUGUGGACAGCAAGUUCAGGGUGAAGGGCACCAAAGGCUUGCGGAUUGUCGAUGCGAGUGUCUGGCCUCGUGUCCCUGGUGCCUACAGCAAUCUGCCGACAUUCACCAUGAGUAUGAAGGCUAUUGACGUUAUCUUUAAUAGCGUCUAG